GCUUUUCUCUGCACAGUUUUUGCUACUCGUAACUUUGGAAAGUGGGUGAGGUGGAGCCUUGGGAUCAGCUUGUAGGACUGUGUCUCUGUGUUUAAGGAGUCCUGACCAGCUCCAGUGUUACGCACACAGAGAGAGGGGCUGCUGCUAGGAAAUGGAUCUCUUCCCAAGUUCAUCCUUUUUGAAAGCAAUUUGAUAUGUUUUACUCUUUACUCACUUGCUUUCUUUUUGAAAGCUUCCGCGUCGGCAGGAGGUAGGUAGAGUGAGCAGCUGUUGCCUCUGGAGUUAAUUUGGGUUCCCCAAUCCUAGGUCCUGUGCUUUUCUGCUUUACUCUUUCAUAGUUUGUAGCAGUGAAGAGUUUUAUUUUUAAGGGAGCUACUACACUCUCCCUCUCUACAGGAAACAGAAUAUAAAAAAAGAAAAGGGGAGGAAAAAAAAAAAAAAAAAAGAAUUCGGCAAGGAGCCAAACCCAGUGACUGAAGUAAGAAGUAGGGAACUUGGAGUAAGUGUAGUUGCCGGGACAUUGUAUGUCAGAGCGAGUCAGCGACGGAUUUUAAGGGUGCCGGAGAGGACACGCGAUGCCCAUCUCGCAGCGCAGAUAAGGUUUGCGUCCUUAGGUGAAUGUCCUGGCGCUGCCACUGCGGGCGAAGCUGUCGGUCUUGGGAGGGGAUAAAGCUGCGUGUAAACGAGAAGAGAGGAGUGUACCGGAGUGCUAUGGAGGGCAGCAACUUUGUUGCUGUGACUUUUACAAGCCUUCAAGGAAUUUCCAUGGAGUUGGACUAAAAUAAAGUUUUGGGAUGUCUCUAUUUGGAUUAAAAUUUGGAAAGAAGAAAUUGAAAGAGGAAGAGAGACAACUUCAAGCGAACAACCGGGAUUUUAAUCUGCAGUUUGAAUAUGCUAACAAUUCAAUUAAAACAUCGAAAUAUAAUUUCUUCACUUUCCUGCCUCUCAACCUGUUUGAACAGUUUCAGCGAAUAGCAAAUGCUUACUUCCUUUUCUUGCUGAUUUUGCAGUUGAUUCCUCAGAUUUCCUCACUGGCCUGGUUUACAACAGUGGUGCCCCUGGUGCUGGUGCUGGCUGUAUCAGGAGUCAAGGAUGCCAUUGAUGAUUUUAAUCGACACAAAAGUGACAAACACGUCAACAACCGCCCAGUCCAGGUCCUGAUCAAUGGCAUGUUAAAGGAGCAAAAAUGGAUGAAUGUCCAAGUGGGGGAUAUAAUAAAACUAGAAAACAACAACUUUGUGACAGCUGAUCUCCUGUUGCUGUCGAGCAGUGAGCCACACAGCCUGACAUACAUUGAGACAGCUGAGCUGGAUGGUGAAACAAACCUGAAGGUGAAGCAGGCACUGACAGUCACUGCAGAGCUUGGAGAAGAUCUUCAGAAGCUGACAGAGUUCAAUGGAGAAAUCAGAUGUGAGGCACCAAAUAACAAACUGGAUAAAUUCACAGGAACUCUUACUCUUCGAGGAGAGAAAUAUGCCCUGGACAAUGAGAAGAUGUUGCUGAGGGGCUGUACUAUCAGGAACACAGACUGGUGCUUUGGACUUGUUAUUUAUGCUGGGCCAGACACGAAACUCAUGCAGAACAGCGGAAAAACAACUUUUAAGCGAACAAGCAUUGAUCGGCUCAUGAAUGUCCUUGUGUUGGUGAUUUUUGCAUUUUUAGCACUGAUGUGUCUCAUCCUAGCCAUUGGCAAUGGUAUCUGGGAGCAUGAUAAGGGCUACUACUUCCAGGUCUAUCUGCCCUGGGCAGAGGGUGUCAACUCUGCCUCCUACUCCGGCUUCCUCAUGUUCUGGUCAUAUGUGAUCAUUCUAAACACAGUGGUACCCAUUUCACUCUACGUCAGUGUGGAGAUUAUACGCUUGGGUAACAGUUUCUACAUCGACUGGGACCGUAAAAUGUAUUACCCACUGAAUGACACUCCAGCUCAGGCUCGAACCACUACACUAAACGAGGAGCUGGGGCAGAUCAAGUACAUCUUCUCAGACAAAACAGGAACUCUCACCCAGAACAUCAUGUGUUUCAACAAGUGCUCCAUCAAUGGCAAAUCCUAUGGUGAUGUGUAUGAUAUGUCUGGGCAAAGGAUAGAAAUAAAUGAGAACACAGAGAAGGUUGAUUUCUCGUACAACCCGUUAGCCGACCCAAAGUUUGCCUUCUAUGACCACAGCCUGGUUGAAGCCGUGAAGCUGAAUGAUGUCCCGACACACAGGUUCUUCCGGCUGCUCUCACUUUGCCACACAGUGAUGCCGGAGGAGAAGAAGGAAGGUAACUUGGUGUAUCAAGCACAAUCUCCUGAUGAGGGAGCCCUAGUCACUGCUGCCAGAAACUUUGGAUUUGUGUUCAGGGCUCGCACACCAGAGACCAUCACUGUCGUGGAAAUGGGAGAAACAAAAAUCUACAAACUUCUGGCUAUUCUUGAUUUCAACAAUGUUCGCAAGCGAAUGUCUGUGAUUGUGCAGAGUCCAGAAGGUGACUUGACUUUGUACUGCAAGGGGGCUGACACCAUUCUUUAUGAACUGCUUCAUCCAUCCUGCAGCUUUCUCAAAGGGGAGACCACAGAACACCUGAAUGAGUUUGCUGGAGAAGGCCUGAGGACGCUCGUGGUGGCCUAUAAAAGCUUGGAGGAAGACUACUUUCAGGAUUGGAUCAGGCGUCACCAUGAAGCCAGCACUGCCUUGGAGGGACGGGAAGACAAACUCUCGGAAUUGUAUGAAGAGAUCGAAAAAGACCUAAUGCUGCUAGGUGCCACAGCCAUAGAGGACAAGCUACAAGAUGGGGUUCCACAGACAAUUGAGACUCUUGCCAAAGCCAACAUCAAGAUAUGGGUUCUCACUGGAGAUAAGCAAGAGACAGCAAUGAAUAUUGGUUACUCCUGCAACUUGCUGAAUGAUGACAUGGAAGAUGUUUUCAUUAUUGAAGGCAGCACAUCUGAUGACGUACUGAAUGAGCUGAGGAAUGCAAGAAAAAAGAUGAAGCCAGACUCCUUUCUGGACAGUGAUGAAAUCAACAUUCAGUUUGAAAAAUCAUCAAAAAACCAAAUAAUUAUACCUGAUGAGCAAGCAAAUGGGGUGUAUGGUCUGGUUAUCACUGGCCACAGCCUGGCUUAUGCGCUGGAAGGGAACCUGGAGCUGGAGCUGGUGAGAACUGCCUGCAUGUGCAAAGUGGUGAUCUGCUGCCGGGUGACUCCCCUGCAGAAGGCCCAGGUGGUGGAGCUGGUGAAGAAGUACAAGAAGGCUGUGACCCUGGCGAUCGGAGAUGGUGCCAAUGAUGUCAGCAUGAUCAAAACUGCCCACAUCGGGGUUGGCAUCAGCGGCCAGGAGGGGAUGCAGGCGGUCCUGUCCAGUGACUUCUCCUUCGCACAGUUCCGCUACCUGCAGCGCCUGCUCCUGGUCCACGGACGGUGGUCCUACAUCCGCAUGUGCAAGUUCCUCAAGUACUUCUUCUACAAGAAUUUUGCCUUCACCCUGGUGCAUUUCUGGUAUGGUUUCUUCUCUGGCUUCUCAGCACAGACUGUCUAUGAUGAGUGGUUCAUUACACUUUACAAUUUGGUAUACACCUCUCUCCCAGUGCUAGGAAUGAGUCUCUUUGAUCAGGAUGUGGAUGAUCGCUGGAGCAUGCUGUUCCCUCAGCUCUAUGUGCCUGGCCAGCAGAACCUCUACUUUAACAAAGUGGUGUUUGUCAAGUGCAUGUUGCAAGGGAUCUACAGUUCCCUCAUCCUCUUCUUCAUCCCCUAUGGGGCCAUGUACAAUACAGUGAGGAGUGAUGGGAAGGCCAUUGCUGACUACCAGUCCUUUGCUCUGAUGGCUCAGACCUGCUUACUGAUCGUGGUGUCUGUACAGAUUGGCUUGGACACCUCUUACUGGACAGUUGUGAACCAGUUCUUCAUCUGGGGCAGCCUUUCUGUUUAUUUUGCUAUCACCUUCACCAUGUACAGUGAUGGCAUGUACCUGAUCUUCACAGCCUCCUUUCCCUUCAUUGGUACGGCUCGGAACACCCUCAGCCAACCAAACGUGUGGCUGGCCAUCUUCCUCAGCAUCACCCUCUGCGUGCUGCCCGUGGUUGGCUUUCGAUUCCUGAAGGCUCAGUUAAAGCCAACUCCCAGUGACAAAGUCCUGAUGAAGAUCAAAGAAGCCAAAAAGCGGCCCCCUCCACCCUCACCCAAGCGACGCCUGCGCCGGACCAGCACCCGCCGCUCUGGCUACGCCUUCUCUCACCAGCACGGCUUCGGAGCACUCAUCAUGUCUGGGAGAAACAUGAGGCCAAAAUCACCUUUUGCCACAACGGGAACAUUUUCACCAAAUAGUGACAAAUAUAAACACAAAGGACUGUAACAAAAAAAAUGAAAAACAAAAGAAAAAAGAAGGAGAGAAGAAAAAAGAAGAAGACACCCCCUCCCUCCCCCUUAAAAAUUAGCAAACUAAACCAAAGUAAAGGGCUGCCAGGAGAGGAGACUAUGAUGCCUGCAAGGCACAGCCAGUGGCUGCUCAGACCUCUGCCCUCUGGGCUGCCAAAUCACGGACUUGGGGCUUUCCUUUCACCCACGUGCACUCUCUGAUUCCAGUUUCUUUUCCAAAGACAUGUGCUGCUGCUGGGGAAGGUGGGCAGGGUGAGUUGGAGCGUGGAUUUGUGUGGUGUCCCAGAGGGCCUCCCUGGCACAAGAGAGAAUGUGCUGUGGGAGGCAUCUCUGCUCCCUGAGAUUGUUCAUAAUGCUAUUUUUUUUUUCUCCCUCUAACUAUAUACCUCAGAGCAAAGAGAAUUCCAGUCUGAGGAAAAGGUUGAGUUGGCAAUGUCUUUCUCAGUCAUGUGCCUUCAUUUUUCUUCAUGAAUACACUCUGGGCUGUGUUACUGGGGUGACAGUACUGGCCCCAGGUGUGCCUUAGGUCCAGCCACGCAACCCACAAAUCCACAGUCUAUGUAAUGUGUAAUUUUGUAGCCUUUUGACUGUAAUCCACUUUCUCAAGAGAUGGCCAGUACCCAAACACCACCCUCCUCCCACAUCUGCCAUCAGGAAGUGCUGCAAGCUUGGAGAAACUCUUAGUUGGUCAAAGACCAAGAGCUGACACUCAUCAGCCUUCCCUGAUUUAUCAGGGUUGCAAAUCUGCUCUUAUAAAGGAUUAUUGUCCUCAGAACCCUCUCAAGUUUUGUAACUGGGCACUAGACAUCUUAUUUAGACAUAAAAUAAAAGAGCAGAAGGCGCUCAGGCUUUCUUAUGGAUCAAACCAUGAAAUCUGGCCCCUGAGAAGCCCGUGCCAGGUUUAGGGCUCACCUGAGCUGCCAGCAUGACACAUCUGCUCUCCCUUAACAGAAUGAGGUGUGUGCACAUCUGGCUUGAUGGUGAUCACACCAGAAUUAUUGAAACCAGAAAAGCUAUUUCAUGGUCAGCAGCUGAAAUAGCCUUUACUCCCCUGGUGCUGGGGCUCAGUGUAAGGGAUGAAGCAUGACCUGGUGGCUCCCUCACCCUCCCCAAUGAGCAGAGUGGUCACAACUCAGAGGAGCUAAAUGGGGCCUCAGGAGCCUCUGCAGUGUUUCAUUGCUGCAGUGUUUCUCUGUGCUGGCUUAAAUUUUACUUGGGAAUAGGUUAUCUGUCAAACAGGGGUGGUAGAGAGCCGAAAAUCCUACAGUCUGACUGCCAGCAGAGGGACCUAAAAUGCACAGAUGCAGCUAAAUACAUGGUGAUUUGAGGGACUGGGAUUUGCUCACUGUUUCGUUACACCAACUCCAUAAUCAGCAGGGUUACUGGGUGGAAGGCCAGCGUGGCAGCAUGAGAGUUUGUUCUGCCAGGACUGCUGAGCCGUCUAAAUGAAGCUUUUUUUUUUUUUUUUCCUUUGUGCGCAGGACGAAGCCCUGGCUGUUGUUAGGUUUGGGGUUUUUUCAUUUGUUUCUCUUUUUUACUGAGGUUGGGGUUUUUUUCAGCUCCUUUAUAAAAAUUUAGACUCCUUCCUUCAUUUGAAUUGGAUUUUUUUGUGCAGUAACCAUUUGAUAUUUAUGAGAUUUUGCUGUGAGCCUCUGAGCUGUCAGUGGAGGCAGUGCAUGAUGGCAAGAGUCCAGCCAUGUCCCCAUUUCAUGGAACACCCUGCUGCCUGUGGUCCCAGUUUCAGCAAUAACUGCAUGAGAUUAAGCUCUAAUAGAAGGUUUCAUCUCCUUGUGUUUAACUCGGUGCAGGAAAGGAAAAGAAGACCCCAAACUAGUUUGUUGCACCUGCUGCUUGGGGAGACUUGUCACUAACUGUGGUAUUAAAUUUCAGCAUGGCCAGUGCAAAACCAUAGCUGGGACUGGAUCCAGAUUUCAGUGUCUGGGACCUGCUUGCUAGGGAAGGAGUAAAUUAUCUGCUGAUCUCCCCUGCAAGGAGACACCUAAGUCAGAGCCUGCACUCUGGCUGAGGAAACCACUGUGAUAGUGCUUGUCACCUCCCCCUGAUUUACCAUUCACUUUGCAGAGACAAUCAUGGCUUUCUGAUCAGGAUUAUGUUUUUCACAGUCAGCCUCCCCGGGGUUAGAGGAAAAAGGAGAAUUUGUGCAGAUAAGCAGACAUCCCCAUGCUACCCAGACUGGUCUAUGGACUGAAAGUCCUAUCAAAGCUUCUUCCUGGCAUCUGAUGCAGCAGAAUAUAUUGCAGAGCAGCAGAGGUGCUGACAGAGCAAGGAAAAUCUGACACUGUGCCUCUCCUCUCAAACGGUUUACGUGUAGAGUACUCACCUUCUGGCUAAAAGGGGAUUUGAAAAUGUUGGCUACGACAUGUAGGGGAUAAUAAAGCUGUUGGUGAGCUUGCACCAGACACAAUUCUUUCAGUGGUUUGACACAGCAUUUGAAAUACGUCAGCUGGCAGUGAUGUCUGUCCUACAUCACUCCUGAUUUUGUAAAAUAAUUGUUUUGUUUUUGUUUUUGUUUUUCAAAUAAAAAGAGAAUAUCGGGAUGAUAGA
Messenger RNA from Parus major (Great Tit), 6916 nucleotides. Its product is annotated as phospholipid-transporting ATPase ID-like. The coding region runs from base 795 to 4328 and encodes 1177 amino acids. Gene Ontology annotation, molecular function: ATP hydrolysis activity; ATPase-coupled intramembrane lipid carrier activity; magnesium ion binding. The record is from RefSeq and is a predicted model, not a curated record. The transcript is spliced from 28 exons. Gene Ontology annotation, biological process: Golgi organization; phospholipid translocation. NCBI's taxonomy places the organism in Eukaryota, Metazoa, Chordata, Aves, Passeriformes, Paridae. Gene Ontology annotation, cellular component: plasma membrane.